Molecule: messenger RNA, 394 nt
Organism: Symbiodinium necroappetens
Lineage: Eukaryota; Dinophyceae; Suessiales; Symbiodiniaceae
Source: the annotation of a GenBank genome assembly
AUGGACCAGUUGAAGACCAUCGUACCCGACGGGAAGUUUAUCGACGUUGCGUGUGACCUCCAGGAUUUCGAGAGUGUCCGGAAAGCCGCAGCCGAGAUCAAGUCCAAGUAUGAGAAGCUGUACUGCCUCUCCCUGAAUGCAGGCAUCAUGGCCACGCCAGACAGGGCAACCAAAGACGGCUAUGACACACAGAUGCAGACGAAUCACCUCUCGCACUUUCUGCUCGCAGCCGAGCUCUUCCCCUUGUUACAAGCCGAAGCCGAAGCCACCGGGGAUGCUCGCGUUGUGACUCACUCCAGUCUUGGACGUCUUCACACGGUGAAUAAAGGUUUGGAGGAGAAGUACUUCGGGAAGAACGGUGGCAACUUGGGCGGAGACUCAAUCAAGAUGAUGG